UGACUUAAGCUUCAACUAAACUGUUUCAAAAAAGUCUAUUCGAAUUUUAAUGUGCCACCCAGUAUCAUUAACUGAGGAUCUUGGAGACACUCCGGACGCCUGACAAUGACGUUUUCUGCUGAACAACUGAACUUUUUCAAGUUUUCCACUGUUGUGCUAGAUAACUUCCCAGUUGUCCUGCGUCAAGUCUUUGUUUCCAUGUGGGACAACCAGGUCGCUACUUCACCAGGCGUCCCAAAAUGGGAUGACUCUGUAACGGUACUAAACUUGUUACAUGCAAAAGAGGGUGGUGUGAAGAAAGUACCAACUCUGAACAAAUCCUACAAGGAGUGGGACUGUACAGCUUUAUUCAAAGCCACUCUCUUUGCUCAAACUUUUGCCAUGCCAGACGGGACUGGAGGCGUCAGCACGUUGGACAAACUGUAUGUGAAGCCACGUGCUUUAUCACCCGGGACAUUCCAUCACUCGCUUGUCAGCCCUACUGGAGAUCAUGUGGAGACGUAUGCGUUAGCUUUGGAUCAGCUUCGCUUGCUACGAAACACGCUUUGUCACCAGAUCAGUACACAAAAGAUUGACAAGGCCACCUUUGAUAAUUAUAUACAGCUGACAAAGGAUGCUUUUACUACACUUGGACAAAACACCACUAAGAUUGAUGAGAUUGGAAAGCUUGACGAAGACCACUUUCCCACAACAAGACUUCAACAAUUGGAAGACAAGUUAAAGAAAGAAAAAAAUGCUGCCAUCAAGUUUAAACAGAUCGACGAUCAUCUUACUAAGAUCGAGUCAAGGGUGGAUGAUGUCGGGUCAGACGUGAAAGAAGUAAAAACUUGUGUAACAACAGUCAAGACACAAGUGGAAGAUGUGGGGUCAGGCGUAAAAAAAUGUAAAAACGGAACUAACAGAUAUGAAGACACAAAUGCAAGAUGUCUGUUCGGAAGUGAAAGAAGUGAAAACUGAACUAGCAGAUGUGAAGACACAAGUGGAAGAUGUGGGGUCAGACGUGAAAACUGAACUAACAGAUGUGAAGACACAAGUGAAGGAAGUCGGGUCAGACUUGACGGAAUUGAAUGCACGCGUUGAUGACAUAAAAGAGGCAAUGCAAGCGGGGAGUUCAGAAGGUCUAUUAGUUCCUGACUCAUGCAUACCAGACAAGAUACCGUACUUUGUCGGUCGCCAAGGAGAGUGUGGAGCAGUCCUCGACCGAUUAAAAAAUGGAGACACUCGACUGGUUGAUAUCUGGGGUCCACCAGGAUUUGGAAAGACGUCAUUGGCUAUCAAUGUGGCACAUCACUUGCGAGAGAUGAAGAUUCCUGUCUAUUUUACAUCUCUUCGCGGAAUGAAAAGUAAAGAUGAACUAGUGUCAAAGCUUUUAAGUAUAUUCACAGAUGCUAAACAGGCGUUCCAUGUCUCACCCUCCCACUGGCUCAUCCAGUGUUUACAACAACGGGAGAAAACGUUUGUCCUGAUUUUGGAUAAUGCUGACGACUUAUUGGAAUCUGGAGAUACCAAACUAAAAGAAGACUUCCUAAGAUUUACGGAAGAAAUUCUUGCCCAAUGCGGUCACAUCAAGCUUCUCUUCACCACUCGUGAGCGGCCAGACUACCUGAGUCACAAGCUGCCUAUCCAUCAAGAAAGAGUUGGUAUGUUGGAUGAAUCAUCCUCGGUCAGCUUAGUAGAGCAGUCCCUGUCGAAACCUAUCUCGGACAAUGACUGCAAUCGCAUAGUGAAUGAAUGCGGAAGAGUUCCCUUGGCAAUGCGAUUGAUGUGUGGCAUCAUGAAAGAAGAAAAUGUUUCACUUUCUGAGCUCUUAGAAGAACUGAAGGAUUCGCCCCUUAUUGAAGUUUUGGACGAUGAAAGUUUCCCUGAUGACGCUCGAUUAAAGACCAUAAUCAACAGAUCCUUUGAAAGACUUACUGGCCAAGAGAGGGAUGCGUUUGUCUCGCUGGCUGUUUUUCCGAGUUUCUUUGGAGUGUAGGAAGCUAAGGC
This is a messenger RNA of Orbicella faveolata, 1986 nucleotides long. RefSeq lists its product as uncharacterized. The record is from RefSeq and is a predicted model, not a curated record. Gene Ontology annotation, molecular function: protein binding; ATP hydrolysis activity. NCBI's taxonomy places the organism in Eukaryota, Metazoa, Cnidaria, Anthozoa, Scleractinia, Merulinidae.